UCUGAGCCCGAACCUGAAAGCGCGGUACCGUCUUCUGCAGUUAGCGUCAGCCGAAAAGGGAAUCAAAUGGAACUGGAAGCGUGAGACGAAGUUUUAAUUCAAUCGGAAAUGGUGGUCCUUAGAUCUCUCCGACGCUCUGCGGCCACUUUCACUGCCGUAUCGGGCCUCCGCUCAUCGCGCUCCGCCGCCGCCGCAAACCACCUGUCGCGGAGCUUCUUCGCCGGCGUUUCUUCGUCUCCUUCCUCUAGAGUCCCUUAUGUCUGCAAGUCUCCUCGUGCCAUUGACAUUGGUAAAGUGCGCUACUUCAGCGAAGACGUGGCUCACAUGCCCGAGAUAAAAGACACUGAUGUUCAGAAUGCUUUCAAAGAUCUGAUGGCUGCGAGUUGGGCAGAGCUACCGGCUGCUGUUGUACAUGAUGCAAAAAUUGCGGUUUCCAAGAACACAGAUGACAAGGCGGGUCAAGAGGCCUUGGCAAAUGUCUUUCGAGCAGCCGAAGCUGUAGAGGAGUUCGGGGGGAUUCUCACUUCCAUAAAGAUGGAUAUUGAUGAUAGCAUCGGACUGAGUGGGGAGGAUGUAAAACCUUUGCCAGAUGCUAUGGCCAAUGCACUUCGUACUGUUUAUCAGCGGUAUGCUGACUAUCUCGACUCCUUUGGGCCCGACGAAGUCUACUUGAAGAAAAAGGUUGAGAUGGAGUUGGGGACAAAGAUGAUCCAUUUGAAGAUGAGAUGCAGUGGGCUCGGUUCAGAGUGGGGAAAGGUUACGGUUCUUGGAACCUCGGGGCUCUCGGGAUCUUAUGUGGAGCAAAGAGCUUAAUGGGUGGAAAAGGCUCGGGAAUGAGAGCAUUUCUGCUCUGUUGUUUGUUGCAUUUUCUUGUGUAUGUAUGGAAUCAUAAAGGUCAGUUCACUGUCCCUUCCAACUGAACUUGGAGCUUUACAUUGUUUGGAAAAUAAAGUUAUAGCUCCGGCUUUUUAACGAUCAAUCCAAUUCUUCGGGUUUGCUUUC
Molecule: messenger RNA, 1002 nt
Organism: Tarenaya hassleriana
Lineage: Eukaryota; Viridiplantae; Streptophyta; Magnoliopsida; Brassicales; Cleomaceae
Product: succinate dehydrogenase subunit 5, mitochondrial-like
Exons: 4
Coding region: 109-813 (234 amino acids)
Biological process (GO): tricarboxylic acid cycle
Cellular component (GO): respiratory chain complex II (succinate dehydrogenase)
Source: RefSeq, a predicted model, not a curated record